AUGGUGUUACCUCAUCAGAGUAAAACAAUAACAAAUCAAUAUGAAUUAAAUACGAAAAAACGUCAAACAAUCUUAACGAACAGUAAAACUAAAAAGAAACCAAAACAACAUUUAUUAACUACAAAACCAAUACAAAUAAAACGAAAGAAAUUAACUAAACGUGUAGAUUUAAACGAUCCAUCAAUUAAUACAAUAACAUUACGACGAAGUCGUCGUUUAAAUAAUAAAAGUAAACAACUAACUACUUCUCUUUCUUCUUCUUCAAAUAUAAAAACAUAUCCAUUACGUUCACGUUUACAACGUACAAAUAAUCCUAUUUCAUUAACAACAAAUCCUCGUUUACAUUCACAAAAACAAGAACAUUUAUUAUCAUCAAUGGGUCUUCGAAAUGGUAAAAUAAUAAAUUUACGUUCAUUUAUAUCUGAUACAACAUCAACACAAAAUCAAGAUCUAACAACAUCAUCAUUACCUUUACUUUCAUUUAAUCCAUUACCCAUACAUCAUCAAACAACAUUAACAUAUUCAUCAUCAUCAUCAAAUAAUACAAAUCAUAAUAAUAAUAAUAAUAACAAUAAUAACAAUAACAAUAAUAAUAAUGAUUUAAAUUCAUUAUUUUAUUAUUUAAAUAUUACAAAUCAUCCAUCAUUAGAUCCAAGUAAUUAUUUUCCUGUUAAACUUGAUAUACUUCUUGAUCGACCACCUGCAUUACGUGAAAAACAAAUUGAAUAUGCAUGGAAUCAUGAAGAUCGUUCGAUGAAUAUUUUUGUUAAACAUAAUGAUCCUUGUACAUUUCAUAGACAUCCUGUAGCACAAAGUACUGAUGCCGUUCGAUGUAAAAAAGGAUUUACAAGUGGCAUUCAUGUAUGGGAAAUCGAAUGGAAUACUAGACAACGUGGUACACAUGCCGUCGUUGGUGUUGGUACUUUAAAAGCUCCACUUCAUUGUCCUGGUUAUCAAGCGCUAGUAGGCAUGAAUCAAGAAUCAUGGGGAUGGGAUUUAGGUCGAAAUAAACUUUAUCAUAAAGGCAUUAAUAGUGUAUAUGCAUGUACACAAUAUCCUUCGACAAUAUCAAAUUCAUCUGGUUUAUUAUCUCCAACAACAAUGUCAUCUGCAAUGACUGAUCCAGCUGAUGCAAUUAAUAAUAAUGGUAUUGCAUAUUCAACAAAAUCUGAUGAUUGUUUUAUUGUACCAGAUAAAUUUUUUGUUAUUCUUGAUAUGGAAGAAGGAACAUUAUCUUAUAUUGUUGAUGGACAAUAUUUAGGUGUAGCAUUCAGUGAUCUAAAAGAUAAAGGUACACUUUAUCCAAUGGUUUCAUCAGUAUGGGGUCAUUGUGAAAUAACUAUGCGUUAUAUAAAUGGUUUAGAACCCGAACCACUUCAAUUAAUGGAUACAUGUCGUCGAGUAAUACGGAAACAAUUAGGACGAACUAAUUUACAUUUAAUCAAUCAUUUACCAUUGCCUAAUUCUCUUCGAAAUUAUUUAGUUUAUCAAUAA
Messenger RNA from Adineta steineri, 1494 nucleotides. NCBI's taxonomy places the organism in Eukaryota, Metazoa, Rotifera, Eurotatoria, Adinetida, Adinetidae. The record is from the annotation of a GenBank genome assembly.